Caenorhabditis remanei is the source of this 444-nucleotide messenger RNA. RefSeq lists its product as uncharacterized. Gene Ontology annotation, molecular function: RNA polymerase II transcription regulatory region sequence-specific DNA binding; protein dimerization activity; DNA-binding transcription factor activity, RNA polymerase II-specific. NCBI's taxonomy places the organism in Eukaryota, Metazoa, Nematoda, Chromadorea, Rhabditida, Rhabditidae. The coding region runs from base 1 to 444 and encodes 147 amino acids. The transcript has 3 exons. The record is from RefSeq and is a predicted model, not a curated record. Gene Ontology annotation, biological process: regulation of transcription by RNA polymerase II; developmental process.
AUGGCAAAGAAGAAUCAAGUCGCCAGAAACGAAAGAGAACGAAACCGUGUUCAUCAGGUUAAUCAUGGAUUCGACGUCCUCCGUAACCGACUCCAACCAAAAAACCACACGAAGAAGUGGAGCAAAGCAGAUACUCUCCGUGAGGCUGUAAGAUACAUUCAACAACUUCAAGAAUUGCUGAAUAAGGACUCCCAGCAAUCAUCAGUGUCUUCUCCAACUUCUGACUAUUCAAUGAACCACAACAACUUCAACAGCUUCGUUGUGAAGGAGGAAUUCGCUAUGUAUUUGCCACCAACCUACCAUCAAACACCUUCCAUGCCAUCACAACAUGGAGACAAUUCUCAUAACUUCAAUUCCCCGACGUCUUCUAUUUCUUCUUCAUCUUAUUCUCCAACUCAGAUGUGUUACCCUCCCGUUUCAUACUCAAACUAUCCCCAUCAAUAG